AUGCCACACCACAACGACCCGAACUCAUCUCACGGACCGCCCGCUGCUCGGAGAGCUGCUUCUGCCAGUGCAGUCGAGACACCAACUUCAGCUCGCUCAAGGUCGACGUCCCAAUCAAGAUGGGAGCCGGGAAUGCCCCUCCCGCCACCGCCUCCAGUCCCACCCCCAGCUUCUUCUCGGUCACAGAGCGUGCAGAGCGGGCCGAGAACGACUACACCUGUGGCUUCACCACCCACAAGGCGUCCUCCACCAACCGGUGUUGCGGCCCUUGGACCAGUACCUCCGACCCCUGCAGACUGGGUUGACCAACCCGAGGAACCCAGUAGCUCCUCACAACGGAGACACUCUCCGAAAUUGACCAUCGAUACUGCCAGUGCUGCAAGCUCUGCGCAGACUGGAGAUUCGAGCAAUUCCGGCGCAUUGAGCUCUGGUGGCAGUCUGAGUCGGGCGAGAGCAGUCCGCCACGACAAGACCAUCGUUCAACGUCGUGCUGAGAGCCGAAGCAGACAUGGCAGACCACAUAACUCGAUAGACGGGACCAUCAACCCAGUCCAACUCAACGACAUUGUUGUUCCGGGUGAAAAUACACUUUCUCGCAGGUUGACGAUCAAUAGAUCAGGACCAAGAAGCGGGGGACUGACGUCGAACGACACGCCCCGGACUGAUGAGCAGUCGACUACGCCGCGGGCGCCUGGGUCAUCAUCAUCACGCACUCGAAUCGAAGCGGCAACGCCGCCGUUCUCACCUCAUCCGUCAAAAGGAACACCCGUCAUGGACGGAUCACCUCGCGUCUUGCCCAAGGCACUGCCAACGCCGCCGCCUCAAACUCGAUCGGCAUCGAGCUCUCAAACAAGAUUCAGCUCCAUGACGCCUGCCGACGGGCCUCCGUCGGCAUCCAUCUCAUCCGCAAAACAUUUUGUCGUUACGCAAACCGCGGAUCAAUUUUGCUGUGAGACAAUUGAGCGAUUUCAGGCAUUCGCUACCCAAGAAUCCGCUGCGGCCACCGACGCCGAGCGCGUUCGCAUGUUUGCCGACUUCAUCGUCAACGAAUCCAGGAUCAGGCGAGAAAGAUACUCAUCUGCGAUCGGCGCCAUGGGCUCGGAAAUCUUUGAUCUGACCAGGGAUCUGUUUCGCCCCAUGGUCACGCGACGUGAGUCGGGAACUUCACAGGCUGAGUGGACGCCCCAGUCAUCUGAGCCAGCGCGGUCUCAUCGCGGAUCGAUGAACUCAGUCUAUCGCGAGAUGCCCGGGGAGUCCAGCUCCGCCUCUACGUCAGCGAACGUUCCGGGCUCGCCCAUUGUACCUUCGGCAAACAACCCCAACUACUCUUCAAACUAUAUGCCGUCACUCUCCCCUAUAUUGAGUCUCAGUGUGAGCGACAAUCAUGACGAUGGGGACUCCCGGGGUCGGCCUGCCAGUAGGUGGUGGGAGGCUGACUCAUCAGGAGCAGGAGGGAAAUUUGUUGAGAGGUCCAAGAGAGAGUCCAAGUACAUGGGCGUACCGAAGGAGGCUCGCGAAGCCCUGCAAUGGGUGGACAGUCCGCAGGCAGGUCCUAGCAAUCCGAGAUCUUCAAACGAGUAUCCGGCCGAGAAAACAGGCUGGCACGAGCUAGAGCCUGUGGUCACACCGCAGCCACUUCGGUACUCAUCGGAAUCCCUUGGGUCCUCAGCUUCGCCCACGACACCGAACCCAGCCCACCUGGAUGUUUCUCGAAUGGUCACUCUUCCUCCGCCAUAUCCUCGUCAUCACCCAGCUGUGAACAACAACCACCCAGAAUUGACCGAGACUAGAGUGGCAGUUCGUCAGAUAAGCGACCUGUCCGAGAUUGAAGCUACAAAAGAGAGAUUCCAAGUCACCAGCACAAAGAAGCGUGAAGAGGCCGCAAAAGCCUCUGCUGAGCGGCGACAUGCUCUGCGUUCCAAUUUACAGCAGGAAAUAGACGUCGGCAACAUGUCAUUCGCCGAGGCGUCGGCAAUCGAACAGGAUUCGGUAGCAGCCGAGAAGGAGAAACUGAAAGAGUUGGGCAAGACAGAGUUUGAGCAGUUCCAAAGUCAAGUAGUUAUGCCUCUGAACGAACUGAUCACCGGCCGUAUUGCGCAAGCCACGACUCUAUUCGAGAAGUUGGCGGGCAGCCUCUUUGACGAUGUCGCCAGCGCGGCAGACAUGCCCCAGGAAGAAGGCGACGACAAGCCUGAGCUGCUCGAGAAGGUGACGCUUCUCAAAUGGAUUUUCGAGGCGAGGGAAAUGCUACACCGGGCGAUCUUCGACGUCCUCACAGACCGCAACAACCGCUACCGGGACGUCGUCCUCACCCCGUACCGCCUGGCCGAAAACGAAGAGAAACUCCAGAAUGCCGUGGCCUUCUUCGCCGAGGACGCCGCGAAGCGGCAGCUGGCCUUCACGCACGAGGUGUUUGCGCGCACGCAGGAGUUCCAGGACGUCAUGGAGCGCAACGUCAUGCGCGGCGUCGAGGUGCAGCUGUCCGCCUUCUGGGACAUCGCACCGCCCCUGUGCCGACUGCUUGAGAAGAUCCCUGCGAAUCCGCAGGACUUCAACAUCCAGAUCCCGUCGGCCGAGUACGAGGAGAACCCGUCGUACAGGAGACAUCCGCUGCAGUACCUCUUCAGUCUUCUCCUGCACAUGGAAAAGAGCACGUACCAGUUCAUCGAGUCGCAGACGAACCUCCUCUGCCUGUUGCACGAGGUCAAAGAGGCUGUUACUCAUGCCAAAGCCAAGGUCGUCCAGAACGAGAUGGGCGACGGCCAGGGGAGAGAGUUUAGCGCCGAGGAGCGCGACGCUAGAGCGCAGCAUCUUCGCGACGAAGAGGGCCGCAUGCUGACGGAUGAUUUGAAGGAGAAAGUCCGCGUCGUGCAAGACCAGUGGACGAGUGCGCUGGGUGAGAAUAUUAAGAAUGUUAAGCAGAUGUUGGGAGAGUAUCUGCUGGAGACGGGAGGUUGGGACGAAACCUUGGAGGAAGGCGGUGUCGGCAGCGUCUAA
Molecule: messenger RNA, 2997 nt
Organism: Colletotrichum orchidophilum
Lineage: Eukaryota; Fungi; Ascomycota; Sordariomycetes; Glomerellales; Glomerellaceae
Exons: 1
Coding region: 1-2997 (998 amino acids)
Source: RefSeq, a predicted model, not a curated record